AAUACUGUAUUUAAAUUCUCUCGUGAAUCUUGGUUUUAAAACUAAAUUUAUGGAGUAUACAAAUCUUCCGUAAGUAAAUAUUUAACAUGGAGCUUGGAUUUAUUGUUUCGUGACAAUGAUCAGACCAAUGAAUUCCAUUUGCAUCUUUUUAAUAUGAAAAAAGGUGAGUAAAUGUUUUAUCAUUCAUGUGUCUCAUCUUAUAUGGGGGAGAACUGUGCAACCAAGCACACAAAAUAAAGUUGUAUUCAUCACACUUCAAAAGUUUAAUGCGUCUUUGUCAUAAAUCGAGCACAUGUUCGUUUUUCCUGAAUUGGGUAUGAACAAGGGAUAUGCCAGUGCGAAUGAUGAACGUAUUACUGCUGUAUUAGCACACCGUACGUGCUGCAUAAAAAGAAAAUACAUAUUUGAAACCGAAAGAGUCGAGGUGACAGAGUUCGCACACGAAGCCAAGAACCAUUUAUUUGGGCUCAAGAUGGUUCAAGAGUGUAAGUGAAUAGGCAUGCUUCAUGCAGUAGAACAUAAUCACAUUCUAUGCGAAAGCAGGAAGCAUGCACGUCUUUUCUUAAAAAGCUUUUUUCAUCCUACAAUGUUUUGAUAUCUUCAUCAAAUCGCAUUAGAUAUUAACUAAAAUGUAGGCUAAGCCCAUCACUUAUCUCCUCAUAAUGAUGGCUUUUAUAUAUUUUCUCUGGCUCUCUUUUUCAUUCACUCCCACACAUUUGAUCUCGUCGCACAUUUAGAUUAACCUUAUCACAGUUUGGAAAACAAGUCACUGAAUUAUCUAGUCCUUCCCCGCAAGACACGAUACGAACUGUAGAAAAAAAUACUUAAUACUUCUCAUCAGUUACAUCUAGAGUAUCAUAGAUAAAGAUACCUAUCAUCCCUUCAAAGAUCAGACAAUUUGCAUUUGUGAACAAGUAUUUCGAAUUCAAAUUUUAAUUAACGCAUAUUUACGGGAAUCUUCCUGCAUGCAUGCAUGAAAAGGAGACACUUCGGCUACACGAUACGUCGAUACGUACUACUAACAAACCAUGUACAGAUUACAUGUAUGCAAUUCUGAGUAUGUUAACAAUUUUCUCCGUAAAACAUCUAAGGAUUAUGCGAAUUAUGUUAGGCAUCCACCGUAUAUUAACACAAAACAUAUGGUCAACCACCAAUUAUAUAUAAUGGUUCAUGGUUGACAGCCUUUAACCACUAUUGAACAUGCUUACGCGUGAUACCAUGAUUUAUAAAAUACUAUUUAUAGGUGUAUGUUAAGAUUUUGGUAAUCACCAGUGACACAUCACGAUGGUUAAUUCCAGCAUUACAAAUCGGUUCGGAUAAGAUAUAUAUUAAUUAGUUUAAUAAUUUGAUGAUAUUUUAGCAGUAUUUUGAUUUUGGUAAUCGCCAGUGACACAUCACAAUGGUGAAAUCCAGCAAAACAAAUCGGCCAUUCGAUUUAUAUAACACAACCAAUUUACCUUCAAGUUAUACACAUAUAACGAAUUCAUGCAUACACCUUGUCUCAAAUUUUGAAUUUAAAAAUGCUUAGAAUUCUUCAUUUUGGAUGAUUACAUGAACAACUUUAAGAACGAGGGUAACAUAUCGAUGCACUAUGUCCAAGAGUCUUAUCCCAUUUCUCAUGUCUUUUAGAUCUUAUCUUCCUCCUACAUUUAAUCAAACCGUGGGGAUACCCUUAUUUUCACAGCUUCAAAAAUAAUGCAUAUCUCCUUUUAAUCAGAAACAUAAAUGUGUCUCCAUAAGUUUUAGUUAUUUGUUUAAAAUUUUGAUAAAGGUUUCCUACAUAAAAACUACACAAAGCUAUAUGAAUUACUUGAUAUAUGGGUAUAAACUUCCAACUCAAAAAUCAGCUGAGAUUGCAUAGGGUAGUCUACAUCAUCAUUCAUAUAUUAGAUUAUGCUAUUUCUUACAUUACCAAUGAAUACAUGUGUAAUGUUUGCAUCUGAUUGGGCCGGAUUGAUAACUUUAUUGUUUCACUUUCAAUCAAAAUGGUACUAAAAUCGUAAGUUGAUAAACUGGAUUUGAAUAUAAGAAUAAAAAUGAACAAUAACCUAAUUAAAGUGAUUCUACCACUUAGCAUACUUGUGGCUGAAUGGAGAUGCGUGUACAGCAUUUACGGUCUCCUGUGUGUUUUUUUUGGGCAACAAAGGAUCGCAUUAAUAAAACAUGUAAGUGGUACAUGGGCUCCUGUGUGUAUUUUAUCAUAAUAUAAAUGGAGAUGCGUGUACAGCAUGUACUUUUAUGUAUAUAUGGGCAAACACACAAAUAUACUUUACUAUUUUUUUUAGGGUUUUCUUUAUUAAAGAAAGGUUUAUAUAUUAUUAUUUUUUGUUGCCCAAUAGUUGAGUGCCAGGGCAAGCCAUGCCCAUAGAGAUUGUUUGUUUUCAUGAGAAAUUAAAAGAUUACAAAACUAAUAAAUUAGGGAAGAUGCAUGUUCGUGCGAUCUCGUAUGUCAAAGUACAGCAUGGCCGUAGUUGACAAACGAAUGACACAUAUUAUAGGUUUUUUUAGUAAAUAUCAUAUGAAUAUUUAUAUAUCUUUUUCAUGGUAGUAAAGUAUACGGAAUGGAACAUUUAUAUAGUUUUCAUAAUAACUAUGUAGAUCAUGUAUUAUUGCAAAAGAAGACGACAUGGUCCAAAACAAAUCAUUAACAAUACACAUUCAUCCAUAUAUAUAUACACAAAAACACAUAUAGUGGACCUACGUUUAUGACUUUGUGUAUAUAUAUACAACGUACGAAACUAGUACCUCUAUACAUUUCAUCUCACACUAAACCUCCAAAGAAAACGUCCAUCUCUCUUCUCUCUCAUAAAUCAUAACCAUGAUGAAGAAGAGCAAGCUGAUCACAAAGGCAUGGAAGCAAAUGUCUAGCAGAAUAGCCAAACAUCGGGCUUCCACCGAGAACCUUCAUAUACCACAUGACGUACCAAAGGGACACCUAGUGGUGUACGUAGGCAAAGAAGAGGAGAGUUACAAGAGGUUCGUGAUCAAGAUCACGUUGCUUCACGAUCCCACCAUCAGGGCUUUGCUUGAUCAAUCAAAAGACGAAGCUUACGAUGAUUUCACUUCCGGAGAUUCUAAGCUUUGUAUCCCUUGCGAUGAAAUCCUCUUCCUCGAGGUCCUCCGUUGCGCUUCUCCCCGUUAGUCUUGACUUUUGAUCUUGAUGAGUCUCUAAUUCGAGUAAAGGUUUAGUUGUUCGGCUAAUGUAACACGGGUCCUCUUGAGAUCUAUGUAGAGUUAAUGAAGAGAUUUGUAAUGUGAACCAUUUUUAGCUGAUAUAAGACCUUAUUGAUUGCGUUGCAUCAACUUAUCAUAUACUUUAUAUUACGGAGCAAGAUAUAAUUUUUCUCAACUGAUAUGUAGUAAUAAUGAUAUUAAAGUAUCAAUGAUUAUGGUAAAUAAAAACAAAAGCCA
Brassica rapa (field mustard) is the source of this 3411-nucleotide messenger RNA. Its product is annotated as auxin-induced protein 15A. NCBI's taxonomy places the organism in Eukaryota, Viridiplantae, Streptophyta, Magnoliopsida, Brassicales, Brassicaceae. Gene Ontology annotation, biological process: response to auxin. The record is from RefSeq and is a predicted model, not a curated record.